Emiliania huxleyi CCMP1516 is the source of this 1743-nucleotide messenger RNA. RefSeq lists its product as hypothetical. Lineage: Eukaryota; Haptophyta; Isochrysidales; Noelaerhabdaceae. The record is from RefSeq and is a predicted model, not a curated record. The transcript is spliced from 3 exons. The annotation marks the transcript as partial. Gene Ontology annotation, cellular component: nucleus. Gene Ontology annotation, molecular function: methyltransferase activity.
GCGCUCGACGACCUCUUCGCGCCGACGGGCCACCUCAAGGCGGUGGCGCCUCGCCGCCGCGCCGCGCCUGCCGCCGACCUGUCGACGGUGCGGAGCGCGGCGGCAAAGACCCGCUGGGUGGGCGAGGGCACGCGCGAGGAGGGGCGGGUGGUGCACGAGGCGGCGGAGGUGGACGGCAAGCGGAUCAGCGUCGGCGGGUGGGCGUCGUUGCAGCCUUUCGCGGCCGACCACACGUCCAAGGACUUGCAGCUCGUCGAGGUGGAGGCGCUGUGGGCGGUGGGCGGCGCAAAGAUGUGCCGCGUCCGCCGGCUGUGGCGUCCGGCGGAGACCUUUGCCGGCGGGGUGCUCGACGGCGCGCUCAAGGAGGGGGUCCUGAUCCCCGACAGCUGCCCGCAGGAGCUGCCGCUCCACGAGCUCAAGGCGCCCGUGGACGGCGCCGCGUCGGGCCUGCACACGGGAGAGUGGCGGUACUCGCCCAAGUGGGCGUCCUACACCAAGCUUGCCCCGCCGCCCUCGCGCAAGCGCAGCGCGGCGCAGAGCGCGGCGAAGCGCGACCAGCCGGCGUCGGCGUCCGGCGAGGCGCUCAACGUGCUGGAGCUCUACUCGGCGAGCGGCGGCCUCUCCUUCGUGGAGGAGGCCGAGUGCGCCGGCGGUGCGCGCCUCAAGACGCGCUGGUGCUGCGAGUGGUCAAAGGAGGAGGUGGAGACGUACCGCGACAACCACCCCGACUGCAACGUCUUCCACCUCGACGUCGAGGUCUUCCUGCGCGUCUGCUCCAAGUGGGCCGCCAUGGCCGACGGCAGCUUCGCGCCCAAGAAGAAGGGCGGCAAGGCGGCCGCCGCCGCGAAGGGCGCGCAGGAGGUCGUCGACGUGCGCGGGGUGGACCACCGCAUCGAGUACCUCUGCCGCUCCCCGGGCGGCGCCGAGCGGUGGGUGCGCGACGAGGAGGUGGCGGACGCACUCGUCCAGGCGUACGUGCAGGCCAACCGCGGCGCGCUGCCGCUCCCCGAGAACGUGGACGUUGUCAUGGGCGGCCCUCCGUGCCAGGGCGUCUCUGGCUUCAACCUGUACCGCCACGAGGACCCGCUCGGCGACUCGAAGAACCGGCAGACGAUCCACUUCACCGAGAUGUGCCUGCUGCAGCAGCCGCGCUUCGUCAUCAUGGAGAACGUGGUGGGCAUCCUCAUGUUUGCCGACAGCCUCGUCAUCAAGACGUCGAUGCGCUCCUUCAUGCAGGGCGGCUAUCAGGUCCGCAUCGGCGUCUGCGUCUCGGGCACCUUUGGGCUGCCGCAGAACCGCGCGCGCACCAUCCUCUUUGCCGCGCGCGGCGAGGAGGCGCUGCCGGAGUACCCGGCGCCGACCCACCAGCUGCCGCCCGUCCCAAUCUCGAUGAUGACGACUUGGAUGAAGAAGCACCUGCUCAACGUGCCCUCUGCGGCGGAGUCGGCCACCCUGGCCAAGCCCCUCACUCUCGCGGACGCCUUCUCGGACCUGCCGUCGCUCAAGAGCCCUCCGGCCCGCGGCUUCGGCUCCAACAAGGACAACCCCAACCGCGCGCCCAAGGAGACCAAGGCGACGCCCUUCCGCGCCGCCACCUACGGCGGCAAGAGCAGCUCCGGCAAGCCGGUGCAGCCGCUUAGCGACUACCAGCGCGCCGCGCGCGAGCGCUGCACGGGCAAGGAGCUGCACGACCACGAGUCGUUCAUCCUCGCCGCCGUCGAGGCGCGGGCCGGAAGCAAGUGA